AUGAAGAUCUUGAACGAAGCGACUAGGCUGGUACCAAAAAUGCACUUGCCGACUGGAGAGGAUGGCAUUGGACAUGAUGAAUUACAAUACCUCUUCCUCAAUUUUGUAGAAGGACAACCACUUCAUCCAGCUAUCUUGAACGGAGAAGAAUCACCUCAAAUAUUAGCUCAGGUCAUUCAAGACUAUGCCCUUUUCCAAAUUAAGAUCAAGUCCGUACCCUUUGACAGAAUAGGGUCUAUUUACCCCGAUCCACUUAACUCCUCUUCUACAACAGUAGGGCCUCUGAUAGAUCUUUGCUUCUGUUUCGACGACCCGCCUCACUUCCUUGAGUGGGAAGAUGACACCGAUGAAAGGAAGUUCUAUCUUAAACAUGCAGAUGAUAAAGGGGAUCAUAUAUUCGUGGACGACGAAGGUCAUAUCACUGGAAUCAUCGAUUGGGAAUGGGCUUACGUUACUUCCAAAACCGAAGCAUUCUCUCCACCGCUCGCGAUAAUCCUCCCAUCUUCCUUCUGGGAAGGUGACAACACUCUAUCCUCGUUGGAGGAGAUGCUGAUCACAGAGUAUGUCAAUCUUGGUCACUCGGAUUUGGCUAAAUGUGUCCAAGAAGGUAAAUUCUAUCAAAGACUCCACAUCCUACUGGGAUAUCAUCCGGAGCUCAAUCAUCUCAAAGCUCUGAGGGAGAUCGUUACUGGAGAUAAGAUCUUUUUCGCUAAUGACGGAGAAUACAAGGAUUUGUGCCUCACUAGAUAUGGUGAAGAUGAGGGAUACCUUCGUUUGCUCAGAAAUACCAUCGCCUGA
This is a messenger RNA of Kwoniella botswanensis, 798 nucleotides long. RefSeq lists its product as uncharacterized. The transcript has 4 exons. The record is from RefSeq and is a predicted model, not a curated record. Bases 1 to 798 code for a protein of 265 amino acids. Lineage: Eukaryota; Fungi; Basidiomycota; Tremellomycetes; Tremellales; Cryptococcaceae.